Molecule: messenger RNA, 727 nt
Organism: Helianthus annuus (common sunflower)
Lineage: Eukaryota; Viridiplantae; Streptophyta; Magnoliopsida; Asterales; Asteraceae
Product: 50S ribosomal protein L24
Exons: 6
Coding region: 139-615 (158 amino acids)
Biological process (GO): translation
Cellular component (GO): mitochondrion; ribosome
Molecular function (GO): structural constituent of ribosome; RNA binding
Source: RefSeq, a predicted model, not a curated record
GUGAGGAAUUGUGGCCCGCUAACCAAACCCGAAUCACAUCACCAUUACAAACCCUUUCUAAACUAAUAAACCCAGAUCUUGACUCUCACACUCGCACACUCGCACUCCAUCUUCUCGAGAAUCACAGACCGGCACAUAAUGGGAUGGAAAGCAGCUCAAAAGCUCAUACAUCACUGGAAGAUUUUGCGAGGAGAUAAUGUGAUGAUAAUUAGGGGAAAAGAUAGGGGUGAAACUGGCACUAUAAAACGUGUGAUUCGCUCUCAGAAUCGUGUUAUUGUUGAGGGAAAAAAUCUGGUAAAGAAACAUAUAAAGCAAGGGCAAGGCCAUGAAGGUGGGAUAUUUACCGUAGAAGCCCCUCUUCAUGUCUCAAAUGUUCAAAUCGUUGAUCCAGUUACAGGGCAGCCUUGUAAGGUUGGAAUAAGGUAUCAAGAAGACGGUACUAAAGUAAGAGUUGCAAGAGGGAUAGGAGCAUCUGGGUCGAUUAUUCCUCGUCCUGAGAUUUUGAAAAUUAGGGCUACUCCACGCCCAACAAUCGGGCCGAAGGAUACUCCUAUAGAGCUGGUGCACGAGAAGACGUAUGAUGCUAAAACUGGUAAGGGCAUGCCAGGUCUUUAGAAUACCAGCGAGGCAGGGCUUGUUUUUUGUGUGAAGUGAACAUGUUAGCAGACAAAGCAUGUUUUAAAUAACAUUACUAAUGAAAUCAUGCAUGAACAUGUUUUUUUUUUUU